Heterobasidion irregulare TC 32-1 is the source of this 748-nucleotide messenger RNA. RefSeq lists its product as uncharacterized. Gene Ontology annotation, biological process: mitochondrial fission; autophagy of mitochondrion; peroxisome fission. Bases 1 to 468 code for a protein of 155 amino acids. Lineage: Eukaryota; Fungi; Basidiomycota; Agaricomycetes; Russulales; Bondarzewiaceae. Gene Ontology annotation, molecular function: protein binding. Gene Ontology annotation, cellular component: peroxisomal membrane; mitochondrial outer membrane. The record is from RefSeq and is a predicted model, not a curated record. The transcript is spliced from 4 exons.
AUGCCGACCGAACUUCCCUACGCCGCGGACGCACAUGUCUCCUUGACUUACGAUGAGCUCAAAGUGUUGAAGAUUCAAUACGAGAAGGAGCUCAGCCAGGAUCAUGUCACCGUCCAGACCAAGUUCAAUUACGCGUGGGCGCUCGUAAAGAGCCCAUUGAGAGAACAGCAGGUUGAGGGCGUGCGGUUGCUGCAAGAAAUAUAUCGCGCCGAGCCAUCGCGGCGGCGUGAAUGUCUAUACUAUCUUGCGCUGGGUCAUUACAAGAUGGGCAAUUUCGAGGAAGCGAGGAACUUCAAUGCGCUGCUUCUUGACAAAGAGCCAACGAAUAUGCAGGCGCACUCACUUGGUGUGCUGAUUGACAAUGGAGUCAAGCGAGAAAGUUACAUUGGCAUGGCCCUCGUAGGCGGCGCGGCUGCAUUAGGCACGCUCAUCGUCGCAAAUCUCAUACGGCGAGCAACCCGCAAAUAGUCCUUCCCUGUCUCCCAGUGCUCAUCUCCUCUCUUCCUGCUUGCCUCUACUCUCAAUUCACUGCAUCGUGUAUAAAUUCCUGCCAAUCGAUUGCUCCCUUGUCCGCCACCCACGUUCUCCCGCUGUUUGACGACUUCUCUUGAUGACCGCAUGGGCAUGGCUCUUCCUCGUAACGUAUCCUCGUAACCUAUUAUGGCUCCUCCUCACCACUCAAACUUUACCUUGCAACCCAUGUUAUCCCUAUGAUUAUGAUGAAAUAGCAGCAAGUGAUGUGUAGCAU